GUCAAAGCUUUGUCUUUUCAAUCUUUAUUCCCAAGAAGUUUCAAACCCAAUUGUUCAAAUUGAUUUGAGCGAUUGCUAAACUGGACAAAUCGUGAAAAAAGGUGUCGAAGAAAAAACAGAGCCCAAUUUGGGCGGUGCCACCGCCAACAGAUCCCUUCCCUUGAAUAAACGAGCUUGUCAACCGGUCGGACCCAGCCCAACUUUGAUAUCUCUCUCACUCGCCUGAAUACCAAUCUCAAAAGGCUGAAAAGUUGUAGAGAGAGGAGAGAGAAAAGAAAAAACAGACACAUACAGCAAUAAUUCCCACUUUUCUUUUUCCCAACUAUCUUCUAUAUCUUUCUUUAUUGCCAGCUCUGCGCCCUCGUCCUUCCACCAUUCCACUUUCUUCUAUUUCCUAAUAAUUUCUCUUCCCUCCACUCUUCAUUUGUAGAGGGUGCGAGAGAUCUCCGGGCAGGCAGCUGUUUUGCUGUUUUCGGAUCAGCUGAAUCCAUUCCAUUGCGCUGCGUUUUUCGUUGAUCUUGUCUUUGAUCGUUAACCCCAUUGAGUUCUCGUGGCAUAUCCGACAUCAGAUACAAUAAUUUAAAAACUGUUAGUUUCUCUAGCAGCUAAGGAGACAGUAGCAGAGAAAUAUUUUCCAAUGUCUACCUCUGCCAAAGCCUUGGAUCCUGCAUUUCAGACAGUUGGACAGAGAGUUGGGACAGAAAUCUGGCGGAUUGAAAACUUUCAGCCUAUUCCGUUGCAGAAGUCCGACUAUGGGAAAUUUUACAUGGGGGAUAGUUACAUAAUAUUGCAGACAACACAAGGCAAAGGUGGUUCUUACCUCUAUGAUAUACACUUUUGGAUUGGAAGAGAUACUAGUCAGGAUGAAGCAGGAACUGCAGCUAUUAAAACUGUGGAGCUCGAUGCAUCACUUGGAGGACGAGCAGUGCAACACAGAGAAAUCCAAGGGCACGAAUCAGAAAAGUUUUUGUCAUACUUCAAACCUUGUAUCAUACCAUUGGAGGGAGGUGUUGCAUCUGGAUUUAAGAAACCCGAGGAAGAAAAAUUUGAAACACAGUUGUAUAUCUGUAGAGGAAAGCGAGUUGUCCGAAUGAAACAGGUUCCUUUCGCUCGUUCAUCGUUGAAUCACGAUGACGUGUUCAUCUUAGACACAGAGAGCAAGAUAUUUCAGUUCAAUGGUGCAAAUUCCAAUAUCCAGGAGAGGGCAAAAGCUUUGGAAGUGGUUCAAUUCUUGAAGGAUAGAAAUCAUGAGGGGAAGUGCGAUGUUGCUAUUGUUGAUGAUGGGAAGUUGGAUACUGAGUCCGACUCGGGCGAAUUUUGGGUCCUAUUUGGUGGCUUUGCACCCAUUGGAAAGAAAGUUGCUAGUGAAGACGAUAUCAUUCCAGAACCCGCUCUUGCUAAGCUUCACAGCAUCGAUGGUGGAGAAGUAAAAGUUGUCGAUGGCGAGCUAUCGAAAUCCUUACUGGAAAAUAACAAGUGCUAUCUGUUGGACUGUGGUGCUGAAGUAUUCGUUUGGGUUGGAAGAGUGACGCAAGUAGAAGAGCGAAAAGCAGCGAUUCAAGUAGCUGAGGAAUUUAUUGCCAGCCAGUGUAGGCCAAAGUCAACACGUGUGACACGGGUUAUCCAAGGUUAUGAAACGCACUCUUUUAAGUCCAACUUCGGGUCCUGGCCAGUUGGAUCGGUGACUACAGGUGCUGAGGAAGGAAGGGGAAAAGUAGCUGCUCUAUUGAAGCAACAAGGUCUUGGUCUGAAGGGAUUAACAAAAAGUGCACCUGUGAAUGAAGAAGUUCCACCAUUGCUGGAGGGAGGUGGAAAAAUGGAGGUAUGGCGAAUCAAUGGCAGUGCCAAAACUCCAUUGCUCGUGGAGGAUAUCGGUAAAUUUUAUAGCGGAGACUGCUACAUCAUUCUUUACACCUACCACUCUGGUGAGAGGAAAGAAGAUUAUUUCUUGUGUUCUUGGUUUGGAAAGGAUAGCAUUGAGGAAGAUCAGAAGAUGGCUAUGCGGUUAACUAAUACAAUGUCCAACUCGCUGAAAGGGAGACCUGUUCAGGGUCGCAUAUUCCAAGGCAAAGAACCACCUCAGUUCAUUGCUCUCUUUCAACCUAUGGUGGUUCUCAAGGGUGGCUUGAGCUCUGGCUACAAGAAAGUCAUAGCAGAUAAAGCUCUGACAGAUGAAACCUACACGGUCGAUUCUGUUGCUCUUAUUCGGAUAUCGCAAACAUCCGUUCACAACAAUAAAGCAGUGCAAGUUGAUGGUGUUGCGACCUCUUUGAACUCGACCGAGUGUUUUGUCCUGCAAUCUGGCUCUUCUGUUUUUUCAUGGCAUGGAAACCAAAGUACAUUCGAUCAGCAACAGUUAGCUGCAAAAGUUGCAGAGUUUCUAAAGCCAGGAGUUGCUUUGAAACAUGCCAAGGAAGGAACAGAGAGUUCAACCUUCUGGUUUGCACUUGGAGGGAAACAAAGUUACAACAGUAAAAAAGCAUCUCAGGAAAUCGUUAGGGACCCCCACUUGUACGCGAUUUCGACCAGUAGAGGAAAGUUCCAGGUAGAGGAAAUUUACAACUUCUCUCAGGAUGAUCUGUUGACGGAGGACAUCUUGAUACUUGAUACUCAAGCUGAAGUGUUUAUUUGGAUCGGUCAAUCUGUCGACCCCAAAGAAAAGCAAAAUGCUUGGGAAAUUGGUCAGAAAUAUGUGGAGAUGGCUGCAUCUCUAGAGGGAUUGCCUCCUAAUGUGCCGUUAUAUAAAGUCUCUGAAGGAAACGAGCCAUGCUUCUUCACGACAUACUUUUCGUGGGAUAAUACUAAGGCUCUUGUUCAAGGGAACUCGUUCCAAAAGAAGGUGACUUUACUCUUUGGCCUUGGACAUAUUGUGGAGGAAAAGUCCAACGGAAACCAAGGAGGACCGACGCAGAGAGCUUCGGCUUUAGCUGCUUUAUCGUCUGCAUUUAAACCAUCUGCAGAUAAAUCCACCCAUUUGCAGAGUUCUGACAAGUCCAAUGGAUCCAGCCCUGGAAGUGGUCCUAGACAAAGAGCUGAAGCUCUAGCUGCCUUGACCUCGGCUUUUAAGUCGUCGCCUGAAAAGACAACUUCUGCUUCGAGAGUAUCGGGCAGGGGGAAGGGCUCACAAAGGGCAGCAGCAGUAGCUGCUCUUUCUUCUGUUCUUACUGCUGAAAAGAAAAGCGCCAAUGAUUCAUCUAAUGGCAGUCCCCCUCCAGAGAGUAACAUCCCAGCUGAAGAAAAACAUGAUGAUGUCAUACAACAAAUAGAGAGUCCUGAAGAAGUCUUGGAACAUAAGGAACCAGGGGAAAUCACGCCUGCAUCGGGAAACAAUCCCGACGAUGCAGAUGUAAAUCAAGAAAGCCUGCAGGAGGAGAAUGGCAGUGACAAAAGUUUGUCUGUUUUCGGUUACGAUCGACUGAAGGCCAAAUCUGAUAAUCCAGUAACUGGAAUCGACCUCAAAAAGAGAGAGGCCUAUCUGUCUGAUGAAGAGUUCCAAACUAUAUUUGGAACAACAAAAGAGGCAUUCUACAAGUUGCCAAAAUGGAAGCAAGACAUGCACAAGAAGAAAGCCGAUUUGUUCUAGCGAAUGAAUCGAGGUCAUAUCUACGUUUCCCCAUCUAUUUUCCCGUAAAAGAAAUUAUGGUUGUACUCGUGUCUCUUGGUCGGGCCCGAAAAUCUGUUGGCAUUUUGAUAUAUGCCAUUGAUGAACAUAUCAAUAGUUAUUGCCAUUCAAUUGUGCUGCUGCCUGAAGAUUGAUUUUUUUUUCCUUUUUCAUUCUAUAUGUAUCUCUUUGGUCAUUGUUGCUGCUAUGUAAUGUUCAGAGGUUGUAGUUUACAAAACCAGGCAGCCAAUUCUUUCAUUUGGUCCUCCAGAAGUUUAUGUGAGUGUCGUCGCCCUACCAUCUUCGUUUUCAUUUGCUAGUAGGCUGAGGGUUGUAUAUUCAACGUAAACGAUUAUGUUGUAUGCGUUCUAUUUUUUACAAGGAAUGACAUAUUUUUGUUGUUUGAUAUGUAUA
This is a messenger RNA of Cucurbita maxima (winter squash), 4015 nucleotides long. RefSeq names its product villin-3-like. The record is from RefSeq and is a predicted model, not a curated record. The coding region runs from base 638 to 3583 and encodes 981 amino acids. Gene Ontology annotation, molecular function: actin filament binding. Gene Ontology annotation, biological process: cytoskeleton organization; actin filament severing. The transcript is spliced from 24 exons. Lineage: Eukaryota; Viridiplantae; Streptophyta; Magnoliopsida; Cucurbitales; Cucurbitaceae.